CUGGGUGUCCCUGUCGGGAUUUGUCUAGCGCCGCGAUCCCGCACAGGGGUGUGUUGGGGGGAGCCCUCCUUCUGACUGUCGAAAUGGUUAUCAAAGUGUUUGUGGCCACGUCGUCCGGCUCCAUAGCGAUUAGGAAGAAGCAGCAGGAAGUGGUGGGAUUUUUGGAAGCUAAUAAAAUUGACUUCAAGGAGUUAGACAUAGCUGGAGAUGAAGACAACCGGAAGUGGAUGAGGGAGAAUGUUCCUGGAGAGAAAAAACCUCAGAAUGGGAUCCCCUUGCCUCCCCAGAUCUUCAACGAGGAGCAGUACUGUGGGGAUUUUGACUCUUUCUUCUCUGCAAAAGAAGAGAAUAUUAUUUAUUCCUUCCUUGGUUUGGCACCGCCUCCAGGCUCAAAGGUGACAAAGUCGCCCGAGGAAGCGUCUUCUCUCCCCAACGGCGACGUGGCUGGAGAGUCAGAGAGUGCUGCCCAGGGCACAGAGAAGACUGAAGCAAGUGGAGAAAAUGAGGGGCAGAAAGAGGAGGGUGAAGAUGCGGGCAACCUCCCCGAGUCCCAGGAGAAGCCCGAGGAGGAGGCCAAGGAGGGGGAGGCCGAGGCCCAGGCAGCUGAAGGAGAAGAGGAGCCAGGAGAAGGGGAGGAUUCUUAGGCCUGUUCCUGCUGAAGCCUCCAAUUUGCCAGAUGACCCAUCCAUGAAGCAGCAUUUGAAAUAUCUCCCCACACACUCAAC
Dipodomys spectabilis (banner-tailed kangaroo rat) is the source of this 725-nucleotide messenger RNA. Its product is annotated as SH3 domain-binding glutamic acid-rich protein-like. NCBI's taxonomy places the organism in Eukaryota, Metazoa, Chordata, Mammalia, Rodentia, Heteromyidae. The record is from RefSeq and is a predicted model, not a curated record. Gene Ontology annotation, cellular component: cytoplasm. The coding region runs from base 84 to 644 and encodes 186 amino acids. The transcript has 7 exons.